UUUUAACUUCAUGGUAAAGGUACUUAGAAAUGCCGUCUGUAUAGCGUGUGGAGCAUGAUAAUAUUUCUAGACAGAGAAAGAGAUAGAGAAUACUUGAAAUUCCUGGUUCAGAGCAAUUUAUAAUAUGCACGUGUAGUAGAAUUUUAUUGAAUUCAGAUAUCAGACUCAAUUUGUGUAAAAUAUUAAAGUAACAGUAAUUUAAAAAUAUUCAAGAAUGCUGAAUACCAGGACAAUAGCUAGUAUCGCUGUCGGUGUAGCGGGCUUAUUUGUUGGUUAUUGUUUCUACUUCGAUCAAAAAAGAAGAUUGGACCCGGAAUUUAAAAAUAAAUUGCGUGAAAGAAGAAGAGCGAAAAAAGAAGCACUAAAAUCAAACAGUGAAAUUCCAAAUUUAAAGGAUCAUGAUGUGGUGCAAAAAUUCUUUGUGCAAGAGGUUGAAUUGGGAGAAAAACUGUUGGCUCAGGGUGAUUUAGAAGGAGGUACUGAACAUUUAGCCAAUGCAGUUGCAGUUUGCAGCCAACCACAUCAACUACUGCAAGUUUUACAAAACACACUGCCACCACAAGUUUUCCAUCUUUUAUUGCAGCGACUACCAUCUUCUGGCCAGAAAUUGAGUACUCAAACACUGAUGGCAGAAGAAGAUGUCGAAUAAAAUAAUGAAGUUAUUAAGAAAUUAUCGAAUUGUAUGUGAAAAUAGUAACUUUAUUUAUCUCUUAUUAAUAAUAACAUUAUUCUGAAUAAAAAAUCGUCUUGAAUGUCCCGAACAUA
Messenger RNA from Trichogramma pretiosum, 765 nucleotides. RefSeq names its product mitochondrial import receptor subunit TOM20 homolog (gene Tom20). Gene Ontology annotation, biological process: tRNA import into mitochondrion; protein import into mitochondrial matrix; protein targeting. Bases 215 to 649 code for a protein of 144 amino acids. The transcript has 4 exons. Gene Ontology annotation, cellular component: mitochondrial outer membrane; mitochondrial outer membrane translocase complex. NCBI's taxonomy places the organism in Eukaryota, Metazoa, Arthropoda, Insecta, Hymenoptera, Trichogrammatidae. Gene Ontology annotation, molecular function: transmembrane protein transporter activity. The record is from RefSeq and is a predicted model, not a curated record.